Messenger RNA from Tachyglossus aculeatus (Australian echidna), 2294 nucleotides. RefSeq names its product SPARC (osteonectin), cwcv and kazal like domains proteoglycan 2 (gene SPOCK2). Gene Ontology annotation, molecular function: calcium ion binding; protein binding. Lineage: Eukaryota; Metazoa; Chordata; Mammalia; Monotremata; Tachyglossidae. The coding region runs from base 88 to 1362 and encodes 424 amino acids. The transcript is spliced from 11 exons. The record is from RefSeq and is a predicted model, not a curated record.
CCAUACAUUCUCUCCCUCCCUCUCUCUCGCACACAUACACAGUCGCACACACAGCCACACAACUCACCGCCCCAGGGGCGAUCCAAGAUGAGCGCUCCGGGCUGCGGGCUGCUAGUGCUGCUUCUGCUGGGGGGCGCCGCCGCCUCGGCCCAGGGGGACGGCCAGGGGGGCGGCAAGGAAGGCGAGACCCCCGGCAAUUUCAUGGAGGACGAGCAGUGGCUGGCGUCCAUCUCCCAGUACAGCGGCAAGAUCAAGCACUGGAACCGCUUCCGAGAUGAGGUGGAGGAUGACUACAUCAAGAGUUGGGAAGAUAACCAGCAAGGAGAUGAAGCUCUGGACACUACCAAAGACCCCUGCCAGAACGUGAAGUGCAGCCGGCACAAGGUCUGCAUCGCUCAGGGCUACCAGAGAGCCAUGUGUAUCAGCCGCAAGAAGCUGGAGCACAGGAUCAAGCAGCCAGCCCUGAAACUCCAUGGAAACAAAGAGAGCCUCUGCAAGCCUUGUCACAUGACCCAGCUGGCCUCUGUCUGCGGCUCGGAUGGACACACUUACAGCUCUGUGUGCAAACUAGAGCAGCAGGCCUGUCUGACCAGCAAGCAGCUGACAGUCAAGUGUGAAGGCCAGUGCCCGUGCUCCACUGAUCAUGUUCCAGCCUCCACCGCUGACGGAAAACAAGAGACCUGCACCGGCCAGGACCUGGCAGACCUGGGAGAUCGGCUCCGGGACUGGUUCCAGCUCCUUCAUGAGAAUUCCAAGCAGAACAGUUCAGCCGCCCCACUGGUCCGGCCAGCCAAUGGGCUGGAGAAGGGCCUGGGGGCCAGCUGCAAGGACUCCAUUGGCUGGAUGUUCGCCAAGCUGGACACCAGCAGCGACCUGUUCCUGGAUCAGGCGGAACUAGCCGCCAUCAACCUGGACAAGUACGAGGUCUGCAUCAGGCCCUUCUUCAACUCCUGUGACACCUACAAGGAUGGCCGCGUCUCCACCGCCGAGUGGUGCUUCUGCUUCUGGAGAGAGAAGCCCCCUUGUCUGGCUGAGCUGGAACGGAUCCAGAUACAGGAGGCAGCCAAGAAGAAACCCGGUAUCUUCAUCCCGAGCUGCGACGAGGAUGGCUACUACCGAAAGAUGCAGUGCAACCAGAGCAGCGGGGAGUGCUGGUGUGUGGACCAGCUGGGCAUGGAGCUGACAGGAACCCGUAUACAUGGGAACCCAGACUGUGACGACCUGGUUGGGUUCUCGGGAGAUUUUGGGAGCGGCGUUGGCUGGGAGGAUGAAGAAGAGAAGGAGGCCGAGGAGGCGGGCGAGGAGGCGGAGGAGGAGGAGGGCGAGGCCGGCGAGGCUGACGACGGCGGUUACAUCUGGUAGAGGUGCUCCGAGAGCCAAGCAGGGCUGGGGUGCUGACAGCCCGGUGGGGGGGAGGCAGCGGUGACCCGGAAAGAGCUGGGAGGCUUAGCGGGAUGAUCAGGAAACACGGAUGACUGUAACUUUAGCGGGAAAGACAAGCGUGUGUGUGUGAACGUUUCCGGGUGAGUGAGCCUGAGUGUGAGCAAGUGUGGAUGAGUGGGCAUGAGCAUGUACGAGUGAGUGAGCAUGUGCGGGUGUGUGAUUAUGAGUGUGAGCCACAAGGUAGCUAUAAGUGUUUGACCAGUGUCUACCGAAGCCAAGGGGAGAAUGCAGCUGGGGGGAAACAGAACCAACAGAAGCUGUCUGCCUCUUUGGCUUAGCUUCUCUUUUUCUCAUUUUGGUUUGGAAUUUUAGUUUUUACUCUCUGAGACUCCUGCCCCUGGAUACACCCCAGUUACAAAGUCAGGCCAAACAGAGUCAUCGAUUUGUCACCUGGAACCAACCUGGGAAAACCCACGGGGGAGUCCCACUGGGGAGUCUCACAACAGAGCCCCUCAAUCUCGGCUCUGCCCUGGAGCCCCUCUGGGCCUACCGGGCCCCGUUACCCACCAGCAGGCAGGGAGGGAGGGAGAAACACCAUCCAGCACUUUGUUAGGACUUAGGCUCCUGCGGUCCCUGAGCAGCAAUCUGCCAGGAAAUUCUUUGCUCCAGAAGCCAGAGUCUCUCCCAUCUGAGAGGAGGCCCAGGAUCUGUCCCGGGCCUCUUCUCGCCCUCGUCCCCCUCGGAGGAUACAGGAGCCUUGGGGCCGGUAACCAUGCCAGGGAGAAGACAGAGCUGGCCAAAGUGUGGGGCUCCCUGGCAGUUUGGGGCUCCCCAGCAGUUCUUCCUGGAGCUUUCCUGAGCAGAAAUUUGCACUCAGGGAAUAGGUGCUCACUGCCGCCCCGCCCCCCCCC